CCAGACGUGCGCAAUGAGUUUGCUCCCUAGGAGCAUGCGCAGAGCGGCGAACGAGGCCGGAAGCGGGAGCUUCUGCGGGGAGGUGGGGCUGCCGCGCGGUCUGAGGGGUGGGCGAGCCGCCGACAUGUCGCUCCCGGGCCGUCUCGUAGUUCCCCUGAUAGUCUCAGUGCUGUUGCUCUGUGGGGCUCCGUGGGCCUACGGACGGCGGAGCGACGUGCGCAUCAUCACGGACGAGAACUGGACGGAGUUGCUGGAAGGGGAGUGGAUGGUGGAAUUCUAUGCUCCGUGGUGUCCUGCUUGUCAAAAUCUUCAACCAGAAUGGGAAAGUUUUGCUGAAUGGGGAGAAGAUCUUGAGGUUAAUGUUGGAAAAGUAGAUGUCACAGAGCAGACAGGACUGAGUGGACGAUUUAUCAUAACUGCUCUUCCUAGUAUUUAUCAUUGUAAAGAUGGUGAAUUUAGGCGCUAUCAGGGUCCAAGGACUAAGAAGGACUUCAUAAACUUUAUAAGUGAGAAGGAGUGGAAGAAUAUUGAACCUGUUUCCUCAUGGUUUGGUCCAGGUUCUGUUCUGAUGAGUAGUAUGUCAGCACUUUUCCGGCUAUCCAUGUACAUCAGGACUUGCCACAACUAUUUUAUUGAAGACCUUGGAUUACCAGUUUGGGGCUCAUACACAGUUUUUGCUUUAGUGACUCUCCUUUCAGGACUAUUAUUAGGACUUUGUAUGAUAUUUGUAGCAGAUUGUCUUUGUCCUUCAAAAAGGCAUAAAUCACAGCCAUACUCUUCAAGAAAACCAUUACCAGAAUUUUCUCAACCUUUGAAAAAAGUGGAGGAAGAACAAGAGGCUGAUGAAGAAGAUGUUUCAGAAGAAGAAGUGGAAAAUAAAGAAGGAACAAACAAAGACUUUGCCCAGAAUACAAUAAGACAACGUUCUGUGGGUUCUUCUUUGGCCACAGAUAAAUCCUAGUUCAUCUUUAUAUGUAACACUUGGUAGGAUUUUGACAAAACAAAAAAUUGGUCAUUUGUUUUGAAAACUGCUUGUAUAUUAUGGGGCUCAGUCUAAAUUGAACAGUUUUCAUUCAGAAAAUAAAGUGGAUAUAAAAGUUUGAAUAUGAUUUAAGAAUAUUACCUAACAGUGGAUUAAACAUUUAGUUUUGGAAAAUCUGGUGCCAAGCAAUAAGAUUUGUGUAUAUUUGUUUCAAAUAUGAAAUGAAAUAUUGUAUUUCCGAAGACUUGCAUUAUUGGGAUAUUUAAAAUUACUUUAGAGAAAAAGAUUUCUCAUUUGAUCCAAUUUUUCUCAGUUUCACUGUGUGAAAAAAUAUAUAUAUUUCCCAUAAAUGGGAACUCUGCCCAGUGUCUCAAAAACUGUUUGAUAACUGUGAUCUUUUAGAAGUAUAGUUCAAAAUUUCUUCUUGGUUUUAGAUAAUGGAACUAAUAAAGAGUACCUUGUUUUAAUUACAAUUUUCUUUUCUACAUGAUGUUACAUGCUACUGUUUGAGGAUGGUUUUUUAAGUCCAUCAUGUUCUUUUGAACCUGUGAGGAUUGAUUGCCUUCAUUGGUUUUGUGUGUGUGUGUGUGAUUUUUCAUGAUUACACUUUUAAAAUUGGGUGAUAUGAAGAAUAUCACUUAUAUUUGUUGUUGGUAAGCAGUUCUUUAAGUUGAAGUCUGUUGAGUGAACCAUCAAGUUGAGCUAUUUACUGAUAUACAAUUUUGGUUCCCCAUUCCAGAUUUUACACAAUCAUUGAGCCUUUUCUUCAUGUUUUCUUAGCUUUUUGUUUAAUGUAAAGAUGUACAUUCCUAAUUUUUUUAUAUGAUGUAGAAAAUCUGUUUCUGGAAGUUGAAAGCUAACUGUGAUAUGAGAUGAAGUUUGUGUUCUGCUCAGGAAACAAGCAUCUGUGUUUUCAGUGUAUCC
Molecule: messenger RNA, 1906 nt
Organism: Perognathus longimembris pacificus (Pacific pocket mouse)
Lineage: Eukaryota; Metazoa; Chordata; Mammalia; Rodentia; Heteromyidae
Gene: Tmx1
Product: thioredoxin related transmembrane protein 1
Exons: 8
Coding region: 14-961 (315 amino acids)
Source: RefSeq, a predicted model, not a curated record